AUGACGAGUGAACAGCAAGUAAAAUUCAAGUACCUUCUUCAUCUCCAGUAUUUGGAGGCAAAGGAGGUAUUGGAAGAGGGACGAGGGGCGAUUGCUACUUCUGGGAUUGUCGUCGAAUGA
Molecule: messenger RNA, 120 nt
Organism: Ambispora gerdemannii
Lineage: Eukaryota; Fungi; Glomeromycota; Glomeromycetes; Archaeosporales; Ambisporaceae
Source: the annotation of a GenBank genome assembly